GUGCAAAGACUGCAAUGACGAAAUAAAUGGGCGGCAUUGUGAGGCAGGAAAUGACGGAGGAACGCCGAGAGAUUAAUUCUUGGAGAUUCUCAUGGUUAAAAAAAAAAAAAUAACCCCCAGGCAUUUCGAAAUUGCGUCUUGCAACGCGACUUCUGAAUUUCGCGAAUGUCGAAUGUUUACAUUUUAUUGGAAUCAUAUAUAUCUUGUCUCCUUUUUCGUAUGGAAAUAAAUUGAUCGUAUAUCUAAUUUAUUUCGGCAUCCUUAUUUAAAUGCUCCUCAGCGGAGGGAGAGGCAAUACGCCGCUUCGCAGGCAUUACAGAAAUAAUUAGACGCACGAUUUUCUGCAUACAGCACGCGCUGUCGGUAGAUUAGAGAAUCGCACCUCGAGAAGAGCGGCGUAUCGCGAACUAACUUGCGGGGCGCGGAGAGAGCGGUCGGCUCUCCGCGCACACGGCACAGGUGUCCCACAUUUUACGGUGCCGUCGCGUCAACAAAAUAAAUAUGUUAGGUUAUGAGUGCAACCGUGAGAUCGGUUAACAUUGUACAUACAGCAACACCCGAUAUACGUAAAAUUAAGAUAUCAUGUCGGACCUGGAGUCGGGGGUGCAGACAGGACGGAGGAGCUAUGAGGAAAUAUUGAAGCAACGGCAGGAUGAGAGCGGGCGUAAAACCGCGACGACAAAUGAGCAGGCCCGCGUCGAGGACAUCGUGCUCAAGUUUUACCGAUCGUGCAGAGAGGGCGAUCCCGUUUUGCUCAGGCCGAAACACAUUCAGUUCUUGAAGAGGGCAAUCGCCCAUUUGAACGACACUUACGAGUGCUUGGACUCCAGCAGACCAUGGCUGUGCUUUUGGAUAUUGCACUCGCUCGCGAUACUGGGAGAACGGUUGGAGGACGAGGAGCAUUCCAAGAUAGCGGGCUUUCUGGCCAAGUGUCAAUCGCCGACGGGCGGUUUCGGCGGUGGCCCGGGACAGCAUCCACACUUGGCGUCCACGUACGCCGCGGUGAACGCGCUGUGCACCAUCGGCACGCGGGAGGCGUACGAUGUGAUAGAUAGGAAGAGCUUGAAACGGUUCCUAACGUCCUUACGCGGGGAGGACGGCUCGUUCUGCAUGCACGAGAACGGCGAGGUGGACAUACGCGGGGCGUAUUGCGCCCUGGCCGCCGCCAAGCUGACGAACGUGUACACGCCGGAUAUGUUCAGAGGCACCGCCGAGUGGAUAGCCAAGUGCCAAACGUGGGAGGGUGGCUUCGGCGGAUGUCCGGGGAUGGAGGCGCACGGCGGAUACGCGUACUGCGCUUUAGCGGCGCUCGUGAUGCUUGGGAAAACAGAGCUUUGCCAGUUGCCGGAGUUGUUGAGGUGGAUAGUAAAUAAGCAGAUGCGUCUGGAGGGCGGUUUCCAAGGACGUACGAACAAACUGGUGGAUGGGUGCUACUCGUUCUGGCAAGGCGGUACGUUCCCACUGAUCGCCGCUAUCCUGUCGACGCAGGGGAAGACGUUCAACAGUUCCGACCACUGGCUGUUCAACCAAGAGGCCUUACAAGAGUAUAUAUUAAUUUGCUGUCAGAACCCGCACGGCGGUCUUCUGGAUAAACCGGGGAAAAAUCGUGACAUAUACCACACAUGUUACGUCCUCAGUGGAUUAUCGAUUGCGCAAAAUUCACCAAUAAAGUCGAUCAUCGGGAAAAAGCUCGCGAAUAAGGUAGAGGUGAUCCAUCCCGUUUACAAUGUAGAAUACUCCGCCGCGAGAAAGGCGCAGGAGUAUUUCCCUACUCUACCGAUACCCGCCGAUUGACUCAUCUUAGCUAUUUAAAAUUCUAUCUAACCCAUGUUUGUAUGUUUUUCCUAAAAAGAGAGAGAGAGAGAGAAAAAAAAAAGAAAAAAAUAUCCCAAAGGACGAUAGAAUUUAUCUCAAAUUGACCAAUAUGCGCGCAAAAGUUGUUUCUACAUGAGAAUCCGUAAUUGUGAUAUAUAAAAAGAGAGAACUUAUUAAAGUGUCACGUUAAUCGAUCUUCGAUAUUAUUGGAUAUUGAAAGCUAGGUCACAUUUUUCCUGUGUCUUCGUUUUAUUUCGCGUUAAAUAAAGUUUACGGAGAAGA
Wasmannia auropunctata (little fire ant) is the source of this 2097-nucleotide messenger RNA. It is a transcript of the gene Fntb, whose product is annotated as protein farnesyltransferase subunit beta. Lineage: Eukaryota; Metazoa; Arthropoda; Insecta; Hymenoptera; Formicidae. The record is from RefSeq and is a predicted model, not a curated record. The transcript has 7 exons. Bases 583 to 1794 code for a protein of 403 amino acids. Gene Ontology annotation, cellular component: protein farnesyltransferase complex. Gene Ontology annotation, molecular function: protein farnesyltransferase activity. Gene Ontology annotation, biological process: protein farnesylation.